Messenger RNA from Rotaria sordida, 3279 nucleotides. The record is from the annotation of a GenBank genome assembly. Lineage: Eukaryota; Metazoa; Rotifera; Eurotatoria; Philodinida; Philodinidae.
UCGAUAGAGAAAUGUCUGCUCUAAUUUGGAAACUAAAAUUCAACUCUAUAUGUCAUUCAGAACUUGAGUUAUGAAUAGUUUUUUGAAGAUGGUUUGUUGUCCGGCAGAAUUAGGUUCUCUGACUCUUUAUGAUAAAAAGAAAGAAGCAUCGCUAUUCCGUUACUAACAAACCAAACUAAGAAUCUCGAUUGAAGUCUUAUAGAAUCAACUCACUUUUAUUUGAUUUAUUGUGACAAUUGUCAACCUCAAGUGGUUGAUUUGAUACGAAUAUUACUGAUUUUAUAGGUGAGGUGUAUCGCCUAUAUAUCUUAAAAAAUAUCAGAGAACGAGAGAAAAAAAAAGAAGACAGCGUGCUUAUUUUAUUAGAAAACAUGACGCCGCUCAUGUUUAUCGCUUAUUGUAAACACUGUACAUAUACAACAAGAUCGGCUUACUAUGUUUGUCUCUGAUGUAUCCGUACACCUAUCAAUGGUGAGUAGAUACAAGGUUUUUACUAUAGAUGUGGAAUAGACAAGAACAGAAAUAUGUCGUUAUUUAUCGAACAGACUUGUUGUGCUGUUUAUAAUGUAAAACGAAGGAACGAACAUAAAUCACGCUGUCUACUAUAUAUGAAUCCAUGGUCAAAUCAUCAUAUGUCAAUUAUUCGAACACAAACGUCGUUAAUUGAAAUAUCGAUAGUUAUAAUGAAGCUGCAUCUACAGAUUCAUGCUCACAAAUAUAAACGAAAAAACAAAUAUGAACUGUUACAGACAGUAAAAUGUAAUUUCCUAUCAACUAUGUGAUCGAUGUCUACCUCACGAUGACAACCUUGAAGCUGUGAAUAUUGAUGAUAAUUAAAAUGAAGACCCAUCAAAGAACUUGUUUUGGCAUACAUUGAGGCACACAGUCAGGAUUUUUCGAGAGAGAAGGAUCAGAUUUUUAUCCAUUUUCAACAGGACUUUUCUUUAAUCAUGAUGAAUGUUUCAUAAUUUAUUCUUAUUCAUCUUUAUGUAUGUAUGAGUAUGACUUUUACAAGAAGAAAAUUACAAACAAAAAAGAAAAUACAUAAUAGGUAAGACAAUUAAUUUAGUACAGUCAUAAAAUUUAUUUUACGUUUGGAUUUGGCAAAUUCAUCAAUAACACUUUCAAUAUUUAAUUCAUGAGCGACAUUUUUAUUAAUACUGAUAACAGCUAAAUCACUCAGUUACUUGCUACCCAUCCGAUUGCCGUCAUCUUUGAAACUACAAUCUACGAACUCCUGCCUCCGUACUUAAGGCCUAUAUUGACUAACAUUCAUUGAAAACAAACAUGUCAAGCAAGAAAUAAUCGUUAAUAAAUUAAACUCAUGAGAUAUGAUAUCAAUAUUCUUUAAUCUCUCGAGAUUAUCGUUGUUUUGUUUUUUCUUAUAGUUGAUUAUUACAUAAGGAAGGUCCAUCACAUUUACCAUUAUCAAAACAAUAUUCCAUUUCACAUAAUAAUCAACUCGAACUAUGUAGUUCAAUAUGUUAUAAAUAUCAACAUGAACAUUAUCAUAAUAAACGAUCAUUAUCACCAUCAUCAUAUACAAAUCAAUCAUUUGAUCAAAUAGAGAAUCAUAAAAAACGUCAACAUAAAUCAUCAUCAUCAUCAUCAUCAUCAAAUAAGAUUCUUUUAAAUACAAAUGAAAAUCUAAAUACAACAUAUUUUCUGCCUUUGUUUUUAGAUAUGUCAUCUCGAAAUGAUCUUACUCUCGAAGACAAAAUUAAAUUAAUUAAAGAGAAUGAAUCUGGUUCACCAUAUCGUAAAUUACGUGAUAAAUUUAAAUUAUCAAUUGGGGCUAUAUCGAACAUCAUUAAACGCAAAAGUGAAUAUAUGGGUGAUUAUGAAAUUAAUUAUAACAAAAAUGUAAAGAGAAAAAUUAGUCAUGAUUUUAGUCAAAGAAUAAAUGAAUCAGUUUAUGAAUGGUUCGUAUCACAGAGAGCCAAAAGAAUACCUGUGUCCGGACCUAUUUUACAAGCAUAUGCACGGAGGAUUGCUCAAGAAUUAGAUGAUGCGUCAACAUUUAAAGCCAGCAAUGGUUGGCUGGAAAGAUUUAGAAAACGUUAUAAUAUAAAUUUUCGUGUUAUAUCUGGUGAAGGUGCUUCUGUUGAUCAAAAUAUAGUUGGUGAAUGGAAAUUACGUUUAUUAACAAUUCUUCAAGAUUAUAAUCCAGCUGAUAUUUAUAACUGCGAUGAAACAAGUCUCUUUUACAAGCUCAUGCCUGAUCGUUCACUUGUUAUUGAUAAAGAUGAUUGUACUGGUAAAAAAAAAUCUAAAGAACGUUUUACAGUACUAUUGUGUGCAAAUUGGUUGGGUACUCAUAAAUUAAAGCCGGUGGUAAUUGUUUUAGGAAAAGCAGCGCGACCACGAUGUUUUAAAAAUCUUGAUUUAAAAAAAUUACUUGUUUUUUGGCAUAGUAAUCGUACAGCAUGGAUGAACAGUAAAAUUUUCACAAAUUGGUUAUAUGAGUUCGAUUUGAUGAUGGAAAAACAAAAACGUCAGAUAUUACUGUUUUUAGAUAAUGCUCCAGUUCAUCCACCUGAUAUAAUAUUGAAGAAUAUAACAUUGAAAUUUUUUCCAUCCAACUCAACUGCUUUGAUCCAACCCAUGGAUCAAGGUGUUAUUAGAACAUUUAAAGCUCAUUAUCGACGACAACUUGUUCAACAUAUUAUUGCUAGUGCUGAUGUCGCACAUACAGCUGAUGACAUCGUCAUCACAGCUCUAGAUGCUAUCUGUUGGAUAGAUUUAGCAUGGAAAUCGAUUACGGAAUUAACUAUACAAAAUACAUUUAAACGAGCUGGUUUCCAAAUAUCAAGUGAUGCAUUAGAUUCAAUAUCAAAAGAAACAACAACAGCUGAUGAAGUUAUUGUUGCACAAGAACAGGAAUAUUUAAAUGAUCUUGAUAAAGUAUUGAAGUAUGUAAAUGUUGGUGGUGGUACUAUGUCGGCUUCCGAUUUUAUCGGUGUCGACAAUAAUUUGCCAGUUUUCAAUGAAUCGGAUGAUAAUAAUGAGAAUAUUUUAUUAGUUAAUGUUGUUUCAAAUGAUGAUACAUUAAAUGAUGAAGAACCAGAUAUUGAACAAUCACCUUCAUUGCCAGAAUCAAUUCAAAUGGUUCGUCGUUUAAAAUUAUUAUCAACAACUCAACAUCCAGAACUGCAUUCAUUAUUAAUACAAUUACAGUCGAAACUCAUUGAUGUUUAUUUAGAUUCAAACAUUGUGAAGCAAAAAUCUAUUCUGGAUUUUUUUAAACCUAUUCAAUCAGGAAUUGUACAUCGUACUUAA